Paramecium tetraurelia is the source of this 1590-nucleotide messenger RNA. RefSeq lists its product as uncharacterized. The record is from RefSeq and is a predicted model, not a curated record. The transcript has 4 exons. Lineage: Eukaryota; Ciliophora; Oligohymenophorea; Peniculida; Parameciidae.
AUGAGCUAACAUAUAGCUAAUCAAUAUUUUUAACAUCCUUUAAAAAACGAGCCAAACAGAAGAAUUAAGACUCUUUACUCUAUGAAUGACUCUAACUCAUGUAGGAUUAGAAAAGUGAUCAUUCCCAAAAAUAUCAGUAUUGAUAAAGAAACCCUUUACGAGUAAUUACAUUUAGAAAAACUGAAAACUAAACAAUUGCAAUUAGAAAACCAAUCUCUGUAAAAUGUCUUGCAAUAAUUUGGAAAAGAGAUAGACAUGAUGGAUGAAAGUGACCAAAGAAAAGUCAUUCAAUAGAGUUUACUAAGGAUCAAACAAAAGGAUCAGGAAAUAUAAAUACUUAAAGAGAAUACUUAAUUCAAAGCUUAACAGGAUAUGAAAAAGUAGAUCCAAGACUUAAAAAAAGAACUCUUAAAAUAUUAGAUUCUAUAGAAGUUUGAGGGUGACUAAAAUUAGAUAGUUCAAGAUAAUAUAAAUUUAUUAAAUAAGAUUGAAACAUAAAAAUAAUAUAUCAACGAGCUCGAGAAGAUUAGAUCUGACUAUAUUCAACUCAAAGCUAAGAAUAACCAAUUACAAUAAGUCAUGAAAUUAAAGGAUUAAUAAAUUCAGAGAUAUAGAGAUAGGGAUCCCUUGUCAGAAAUGAAUUUGAUGAAACAUCCCAGUAAGAAUGAGAAUCUUUUAGUUGACGAACUCUAAAUGAAGAUGGAUGAAAUAUAGCAUUUACAAACAAGACUUAAUUAAUAUUAAUAAAUUAUUUAAGAUAACCAAAACUCCUUAAUCGAAUUAAACUAUGAUUCCAAAUAGAAAAUCUAACAUUUAGAAGCAGAAAAAAAAUAAAUUAGCGAUAAAUAUGAUAAACUUUAUAUGGAUUAUAAUAUACUAUUGGAAAAGCAAAAACAAAUAGACAAAUAUCUGUAAUAAUUCUCUAAGAAGAAACUAUCAACCCAAACCUUAAUUUAUGGAGAGGAUUAACUUUUUUAAUCCACUACCUAAGUUCUAUUAUCUCCAUUGACAUCGCCUCAUCAUGGAGACAAUGUGGUUGUUAAACAAGUCAAGAAAUAAUAAAUUGAGUAAACUAUUUUAGAGUUGAAAUUGUCUCUUAGAAAAAAAAGAAUCACUCUCCAAGAUGCAGAAUUUAUCCUAUUCACAACAGAAGAGGAUAUUGCAAUAAACGACUUAGAGAAAUAAUUGAGAUUGGAUCCCUUUCAUCUUAAAAACAGUACUUUGCUUGCUAGAUAUAUGAUUGAAGAUUAUUCUGAGAAAGAUUUCGUCUACGAUCCUGAAUUAAAAGCACCUUAAGCCAAAGUAAAAAGUGUUUUUAGAAACAUUAUGUAAAAUUACAAGUUAAGUUUCGACUAAAAUGUGUAAGAACUAGUCGAAACCUCCAUCAAACAAAAUCUCAUAGACUUCUGUGUUAAAAAAUCUGUGACUACUCUCAAUUUAGACAAUAUCAAUGAAUGCAUGAUAUCAUAGGAUAUCUAAUGGAAUUCUAAGCAUUCAGAUUACCUACAAUAAAUGUAUUACAACAAAUACAAUAAGUACUUAAAUUUCGAACUUAACAAUCUAUUAAAAUUGUUUGAUAUAACAUAAUGA